Messenger RNA from Geodia barretti, 230 nucleotides. The record is from the annotation of a GenBank genome assembly. Lineage: Eukaryota; Metazoa; Porifera; Demospongiae; Tetractinellida; Geodiidae.
UCCACAGUGAGAACGUCCUAUUAUUCCACCAAUUGCGGGGGAGAGAGCUGGAGAACCUGUGGGCCGCUAUGGAGAGAAAUAAUCAGUGGCAUGUGGCUCUGACAAGGGCGGGGCUUUCAGCAGGAAUUAUGUUUGUUAUUACUCCUGAGGGAAGGGGUUCCACAACAGCAAUAGAGCGGGGUGUUGUACCGUUCCUCAUGCUGUGACUGCAGUCAAGGUGGCUGCCAUAG